AUGUCUUCUUCCACUUCGAGCUCCCUUCCACUUCCGAGCCCUAGCCUAAUUGUAGGGCCCGUGGAAGCCGGUGUACUCGCAAAUGCAUUUGUCACAGGUGCAUUCUUCGUGCAGGCAUACAUCUACUUUACAAGAUUCCCCGAGGACAGGUGGCUGUUCAAAGCAGUGGCGUCCUUUCUCAUGGCACUUCAGCUCGCGCACUUCGUGUGUGAAUGCGCCGUACUCUGGGACAUGACUGUGGUCGCUAUGGAGUCGCCGCUGUCGCUUCUGACGAUAGAUAAGCCAAUGAUCGCGGUCAUUCUGUUGACAGCCAUUGUUGCAUUUGUUGUGCAGGUGCCGGGACUUAUGACCGUGGCCAAGGCUUGCAUCUAUCCGGAAGCCAUGGAGUACUACCCUCGUGCACAUAUCUCGAUCAUACUCGCGUUUGUGUCAGCGUUCAUCUCCGAUAUCUGGGUCUCAUCAGUAAUUGCUUAUUAUCUUUGGACCAAGCGGAGAAUCGGAACGUUUGCAACAACGUCUCGCAUCAUCGAUCGACUAAUUCUGUGGACCGUUGUAUCACGGUACUUUAUCAUGGCCUUUCUCGCGCAGCCUCAUAACUAUGUAUGGAUGUCCGCGUAUGCCCUUUUCGGCUCUGUAUACGCCAACGCUUUAAUGGCAGCACUGAACGGACGCUGGAUACUCCAUAACCGUAGCCACGCAGAUGUUUAUAAAGCUGCUGAUAGUGCUAAUGAGUCGGAGCAUGGUACGGAGAAAGCUUGGGAGAAUCCAAACAAGCAUGCCGUGAUCGGUAUUCGACAAGAGAUCGAGAUGGAGAUACGUUAG
Molecule: messenger RNA, 822 nt
Organism: Coniophora puteana RWD-64-598 SS2
Lineage: Eukaryota; Fungi; Basidiomycota; Agaricomycetes; Boletales; Coniophoraceae
Exons: 11
Coding region: 1-822 (273 amino acids)
Source: RefSeq, a predicted model, not a curated record